AUGGAGGAGCAAUGCCGCGGCUGUGGGGGAGAGCAGUGCCAGCUUUGUCGCGAGGACGCCGAGCGCAUCUCGCAGUGCUGCAGCCAGUAUGAUGCCAGUGCACAACCGGAGAUGUGCAAUGUCGAGGUCCCUGACAAAGACCCUUGUUCCGGUCUUUAUGGUGCUGAGAGUCUCACUUGUGUUUGGGAGGUGUCUGUCAACUCGUGCAUUGACAACCAGUGCACUGGUUGCUCCGGAGAACAGUGCCAGCUCUGCCGCGAAGACGCUUCUCGUGUGCACCAGUGCUGCCAGGACCACUGGCACUCCACUAUGCCCCCCAAGAAGUGUGCGGACGCCAAGCUUGCAGCCAGCGACGAUGAUCCCUGCGCUGGUCUCUACGGUGCAGACAGUGUUCAGUGUGCUUGGGUGCAGGAUAUUAACACUUGCGUUGAGGCUGGUUGCAGAGGAUGCUCCGGGGAACAGUGUGAGCUUUGCCGGAGCGACGUUUCUGCUUUGAACAAGUGCUGCCAAGACCAUAAGCACUCGACCACACCCCCAGUGGCCUGCGCCGACGCCUUCGUGGAGACAUGCGUGGCAGAGCAAUGUCGCGGAUGCAGCGGAGAGCAGUGCCAGCUUUGUAAGCAGGACAAGUGCUGCAGCAAGAGCGAUGCCAGGGGUGCCACGGAGUGUGUGGCCCUGGCGAAGCAGUCCGCGCUUCUUGCCCUCUCCGCCACUGCAUCGCCGUGCAACGGGCUCUACGGCGCCGAGGCCCUGACCUGUGUAUGGAAGGAG
This is a messenger RNA of Symbiodinium pilosum, 771 nucleotides long. The record is from the annotation of a GenBank genome assembly. NCBI's taxonomy places the organism in Eukaryota, Dinophyceae, Suessiales, Symbiodiniaceae.